AUGGCCUCUAUGUCCCCAGGCUCUGCCACCGUUCGUGGCCAGGCAACCCGCGCCAAGCUGCUCGCCGCGGGCCGUGAGCUGAUGCUCGAGCAGGGUUUCAGCGAGGCCGGGAUCCUCGAACUGUUGCGGCGCACCGAAUUGCCCAAAGGCUCGUUCUACCAUCACUUCCGCAACAAAGAAGACUUCGGCUUGCAAGUGCUCGACGCCUUCGCCGCCGCCGGCUUCGAGCAACUGCACGAGCACCUGACAACAACCGACCGCAGCCCGCUGGCCCGGCUGCGGACCUUCUUCGACGAAGCCAUUGCCUCCUACGAACAAGCUGGUUGGCGGCAAGGCUGCCUGCUCGGGAUCUGUGCCCAGGAGCUGGCGGAGAGUAGCGAGCCUUUUCGCCGCAAGGUCGCCGCGCAUCUGGAGCAGAUGUCGGCGUUAUUUAGCUCGGCCUUGCAGCAGGCCCAGCAGCACGGUGAGAUCGACCCGGUAGGCGAUCCGGCGCAGCUCGGCCGGCGACUCGUCGACGGUUGGCAGGGCGCGUUGCUGCGGAUGAAGGUUGAUCGCCGGGGCCAGCCGCUUCGAGAAUUCGUCGAUUUUUUCUUUUCUGCAAUCCAGCUCCGCUAG
Molecule: messenger RNA, 615 nt
Organism: Nerophis lumbriciformis (worm pipefish)
Lineage: Eukaryota; Metazoa; Chordata; Actinopteri; Syngnathiformes; Syngnathidae
Source: RefSeq, a predicted model, not a curated record